CUCUGUUUCCACCGUCAGGGGCACACCCUGCCUGCCCUAGAGCGGUGCAGUGUGACGAGAGGCUGAUGGAGACCAUGACGGGCGGCUGCAGCCUUGUAGAGAGGGAGGGAUGGGAAUGCUGAAUCAGUGAAACUACAUAAAAGGUCCAGGAGAGGGUGAGCGAGUGGGUAAAUGGCAGGGAGAGAAAGGUAACAGGAAGGUUGUAGGUGGAGAAAGAUGAGCUGCAUGAUUCCUUUUCACUCAUUUCGUCAAUAACCUAUCGAGUUUACCACUAUUUCAGCCAUGUCUGUGUUUUCCAAAGAAACUUUAAGCUAAAGUAAAUCUCAGUGGUGACUUUUGUUUACUUUGGUUUAAAGGCGACAUUUUUGUGCUCACAGUUAACGUCAGCCCUGAGAACCAAGAUGCAGGUAGAUGAGCCAGUGCGUUUGCCCAGGUUGUCCCGUGUCGCAGUUUGUGGCGGCACGCACGGCAACGAGCUCUCAGGAGUGUACUUGGUGCGAGAGAUGUUGAAGCCGGAGAACAGAAAGGAGGACGGGGGGCCCGCGUCGGUGCUGAUGGUGCUGUCCAACCCUCGGGCCAUGCAGCAGUGCACCAGAUACGUUGACACUGACCUGAACCGCUGCUUCACCCACGCAACCCUCAAUGGCCCCGCAUCAGAGGGGGCCCCCUAUGAGAUCUUCCGGGCCCGUGAACUGAACACCCUGCUGGGUCCCAAAGGCAGCCGGGCGGCAGUGGAUCUCAUCUGUGACCUCCACAACACCACCGCCAACAUGGGCCUGUGCUUCAUCGCUUAUUCUGACUGUGACUGGGUCUGUCUUCACAUAUUCAGACACUUGCAGAAGCAGAUGCCGGAUACGCCAAUGAGAUUCAUCCAUUUUGACGUCUCCACUAAAGAGUCGUAUUCCCUCGACUCCAUUGGGAAACACGGCUUUGCCAUGGAGAUUGGUCCUCAGCCUCAUGGGUGUGUCAAGUCAAACAUUUACACAGCAAUGAAAGAAGGCGUGCAGCACAUGCGGGAUUGGGUCAGCUGUUUUAACUCAGGUUGUGUGUUUGAGGGAGGACCAGUCGACGUGUUCACCAUGGUUAAAAACUUAGAUUAUCCCAGAGACGGCGAGACUCGCAACAUUACGGCAGCCAUCCAUCCACGCCUCCAGGACCGAGACUUUUGCCUGCUCCGCCCCGGAGAGCCCCUCUUCCAGACGUUCUCAGGAGAAACAUUGAAAUACCAGGGCGACGAAGCGCUCUACGCUUUCUUCAUCAACGAAUGCGCCUACUACGAGAAAGGCAUCGCGCUGUCCCUGGCCAGGAAGAGGCGUGUGACCGUCCCUUCUAUCCGUGUGCAAACGGACGAGGAAGAGCGAGCGAGCGAGGAAAGUUUUGCAUCAGAGGAAGAAGAGUGAAGAUUUAUUUUAUUUUAUUUUUUUAUCGAAAUGACAACACGUACAAGCCUUGCAUAUGCGCACACAUAUUUACACACCUAGUAACAGUUUCACUUUAGGUUCACAAACAUGUUUCAACAAAUCAUUCAGGGAUAGAAGAGCCGUUUGUGUUUGAUGUUUGGAUGAGUAAAAUACAAUCCAACUCAGCAGAACGUUUAUCAAACCAUUCGGAAAUAUCACGAAACUUUGGAAAACGAUGCUCAUCUGUUCCCAUCCAGCAAAUGUGUCUAUUUCCUCCAAAUAUAUAUUUAUAUUUAUCUAUCAAUGUAAAAUUACAUGAAUAUUCAGGAUAUGAUUAAAGUAAUGUAAAAUUGCAGAACAAAUUCAGCAGUUUUUCCACAUAUGGCCUUAAAGUACAUUCAUAAUUAAUAAGGGGUGGACAUACUCUCCCUUAUUUCUGAUGACUUUCUGUUCACAGCAGCGAUUUUUAGUGAUCAAAGAAACAUCAAACACAAAGCAGGAAACGAAACCACAAAAAUAGCCAGAUGGACAAAACAGAAGGUUUUAAAUGACACAAAUGAAAAGUUUCCCCCUACAAAAUCCGAUCAAAUGUGCAUGAAAAGUAACAAAACGACAUACUUUGUAUAUAUAAAAAAUAAAUAAACCAGUUAAAUAACAAACAGAAAGCCAUCAACGUGGACAUUUGGUCAAGACUGACAUGGAUGCAGUAAUAAUCUUUCACUUCUCAGUGACAAAGCAUUCUGCGUCAAAAGCCUCUGAAGAAGAUAACACGAAUGUUUUUGUGUUUCGCUUGAAACAUUCAGUACAUAAGGUGUGUCUGUCAAACAGGUGUGGUCUCAUAACUCUGAGACAGCCACUGAAUUGUCAUUCUUCACUGUAACUUUGAAUGAGAUCACAGGAGCAAUUGUGAAAUAGCAGAAAUUAUGUGAA
Poecilia reticulata (guppy) is the source of this 2330-nucleotide messenger RNA. RefSeq names its product N-acyl-aromatic-L-amino acid amidohydrolase (carboxylate-forming) B-like. NCBI's taxonomy places the organism in Eukaryota, Metazoa, Chordata, Actinopteri, Cyprinodontiformes, Poeciliidae. Gene Ontology annotation, cellular component: cytosol. The record is from RefSeq and is a predicted model, not a curated record. Gene Ontology annotation, molecular function: aminoacylase activity; hydrolase activity, acting on ester bonds.